Penicillium concentricum is the source of this 429-nucleotide messenger RNA. RefSeq lists its product as uncharacterized. The transcript has 2 exons. NCBI's taxonomy places the organism in Eukaryota, Fungi, Ascomycota, Eurotiomycetes, Eurotiales, Aspergillaceae. The coding region runs from base 1 to 429 and encodes 142 amino acids. The record is from RefSeq and is a predicted model, not a curated record.
AUGACAGAUACCCAUCCCGGAAAAAGUGACAUCAAUCCUGAGACCUGGCUCUCUUUGGAUGGCUGGAAUGGGCGGUUUCAGACAUCUAGUGGUGGAGGAUGGAUGACAGGCUGGAUGGAAAGCUUCCAAGUGUCACGGAUGGUGGCCCACAGUCUUCCAAGAGCAUGGGCACUAAAUGAAGAUGGUUCAGUUAAUCUCCAGCUCCUCGAACACCUCGCAUCUCGCGCCUUGCACAAGCUUUCUGUUCUUGGUAAAGCGAUUACCACCUCGUUCUACGGAAACCCCCCGACGUAUUCGUACUGGAAUGGAUGCUCGACAGGGGUUUUACAGGGUCUAAUGCUUGCCCAGCGAUAUCCAGACGAUUUUGGCGGAAUUAUGGCUGCUGCACCGGCAAUCAGUUGGGCAAAGUUUAUUAUAGCGGAAUAUUAG